Messenger RNA from Oryzias melastigma (Indian medaka), 2699 nucleotides. It is a transcript of the gene rpz5, whose product is annotated as rapunzel 5. The coding region runs from base 525 to 1706 and encodes 393 amino acids. The record is from RefSeq and is a predicted model, not a curated record. NCBI's taxonomy places the organism in Eukaryota, Metazoa, Chordata, Actinopteri, Beloniformes, Adrianichthyidae. The transcript has 2 exons.
GACUUGAGGAGGGUGCACGGCCUCACAUUAGUGACAGAGGCCAGCAGUGACCAUGGCAACAAGUUCAAGCCACAACAAGAAGGGUUUUGUCCUAAUGGGCAGAUACUUCAAGCUCUGCUGCCACUGGACAGCUUUUUCUUUUCUGUCUCUCUCUCUUUGGCUGUCUGACUCACAUACAUAUGUACAUACACACUCAGGCUUUUUUCUCCAUGGUGUCCCUGCAUGGGGGAGUGUUUACAGAAUGUUAUCUUUAUCUGCGCUGGCUUCUCAUCCCUCCUGAGAGGGUUUGGGUGGAAUGCUGGAACAGGAUGGAGGAGUUCCAAAGGGGGAGUGACGACAGAAGGAGCGAGAGCCAUGUAGACACAGAGAGAGAGUGAGAGCUUAGGCGUUCAUCGUGGGGAGGCUGGCGCUCACAGGCACUGCUGGACUCCACCAUUACUGAACACAUUUUUGCAAAAUAAGGCAUCAUCAAAAGCUCUGUAUUUGGAAAUCAAAUUAGUUGCUGCAACAAACUAAACCCAAAGAUGGCCACCGUCGCAGACUGGAUUGUAAAGAACAGGGACAAGAUCGAGAAGGGCGUAGAGAUUAUGGGGCAGGCUGCAGAGGUGCUGGCGUCCACUGUGGGCCAGCUUCACCCCAUCCUGGAGGCGGUGUUCGUGGCCUCGGCAGAGCUGCUGAGCAACCCAGAGGGCAGAGAAGCUCGCUACCUGACGGAGCAGUUUGAAAUGGUCAAUCAGAAACUUGAGGGAAUUCAAGAUGAAAUCGACAAGAUUGCCCUGGAGCUGCAGAAGACAUCCUUGAACAAGCAGAACUUUGAUCAGGAGGCUCAGAUGAUUAGCCAGUAUGAAAAGUUCCAGGAGUUUGUUAAUGCUAAGCCAAAGUUCAGAGAGAAGAAGAAGGAGAAGUUUCUCAAACAAUAUGAGAAUACUGAUGGGGACCUGAACUUGGAGGCCCUGUACAAUGCUUUCACCGGGGAGAACAUGUCAGGAGACCCGAUGCUGGACACUGUAGUUGCCACAGAGCAGAGAAGCAGAAGGGCAGUCGAAGACUUCUGUGCUCGACUGAAAAAGCUUUUUGUGAUUGGAAUCAUUGCCGUCAUGGGCUACGCCGCCCUUACAGAGGGAAACGUCGAGGAGGAAAUGGUGAAAAAGUGGCAAACUCGUAUGGAGGAUGUGGAAAAACGGAUGAAAGCAGCUGUAGACGACUGCACGGAAAACUUUGCAGAACAAGCCAAAGUAGACAUGGAGCACCUGCUUCUGGAGAAUCCCGGUACAGUUGAUAAGGACUUCACCAACUCUCUCUUGGAGUCACUCAUGAAGAAAUAUGACUGGGUGAGCUGGUCUGUCAGGGUCUUCAAAAACAGGGAGAGCAUUUUCUUUUUCAACUGGCUGGCAGGAAAGAAGUACCACGGCAGCGGAGGAGCCAAAUGGUUUGACAUUUUGACCAAGAACAAGAUAAAAGUGGUGAUCUCAUUCUGCGUCAACCCCAAGCCCAUCAACAAAGGUCAGAUCCAGGAGCAGAUUGAGCAGCAUAAGCUGAAGGGGAACAUGAUGGCAGUGGCUCUUUCUCUGAAGAAGGAUUUCCCUGACUGCCUGGUCCAUGCCGUCAGCCACUACAAAGCAGUGGUGGAGUCCAACAACUUCAAUGAAGAUUGUUAUUACUUUGGAAAACACAAAAGAGCCCACCUGUUUAUCCAUCCUGAGUAGACAGUCUGAAUAGCAUCAACGUGAGGCUAACAAUCUUUAGGAGCAUAUUCCCUUAAAUUCCUAUUUGUAAGUGUUUGCCGUACAUCUGUCUUUCUUUUGGUGACAUCUAGAAAUCUGAAAACCAACAAUGUGUACCAUUUAUCUUUUUUUUUAGAUAAGUCAAUUGGAUUUAACAAAAUAUAACAGUAACUGCCGACUUUCAUGUCACAUUCUUUCAUACCAUGGUUGAUUUUAAAAUUCUAUGAGAAACUGCUUCACUCAGUGGAUACUUAGACAAUAUUUGUGCACUGGUUUAACGUGGCUUAAUUACUGGUGUGUGCUCCCAAAACUUUAAAAGGCUGAUGUUUUGUAGAAAAUAAGAGUCACAAUUGCUCUAUCUAUGGCUAAAUGUACUAAAGUAAUCCCACCAACAAGUGCAAAUGCAAAAACAGCAAUUUAAACUUUCACAGGGUGCAUUAGUCUAUUGUGUUGAUGGAAACCACAACUUCUUUUCUCCAAAGUUCCUGAAAAACCACAUUUUGUCCCAUUCUGCAUGUCGGGUUUUUCUCGUCUUCAACAAUAGCCAAUUAGCUGAUUAGCUUUGGAAGUGCUACAACUGGUUGUUUCACUUUGUUUCCAUUCUUUCUUUCAACAACCAUGUCAGGAUUCCUUGUUCACACUUAGAAUAAGAAACAUUGAUAUUCAUCUAAUGAUAAAGAAAUUUCACUGAUUUGUUGACAGGGAUUGUCAAAAUGCACGGGUAUUAAAAGCCCCAGAUCUAUAGGAGAUUGAACUGGACCUUUUCAAUGAAACUAUUUAGUCAUUUUGACAUAUUGUAUGGUUAUAUUUGGGUAAACCAAAAUGUAUGACAUGUAUUAACUGUUCAGCUUUGGGGUGCAAUAUGGUUACAAGGGGCAUAAAAGGAAACUAUUUGCAAUCAAACAAUCAUAUAUCAAAAAUGUUUCUGUAUAUUUUACAUUUAUAUGAAAUAAAACAAAUAUUAGAUUUUUGUCA